CUUCUAGUCCUUUGAGAGGUUAUUCAGUCUCUGUCCCUUUCUCUCUCUUAUCUGUUCUGAUAAGACAAGUACACACUUUUUUGCAGGUGCUGUCACCCUAUGACUACCUGUGACUGAGAUCAUGCACACCAAGGAAAACUCAUGCUGCUGUUCCUUUGAUGACUGCAAACUGACUACAGAAUGGCUGCUGAGCAGGACGAGACAUAGGCCAAAGAUAGCUAUCGUGUGUGGCUCUGGACUGGGACUUCUCGCAGACAAUGUCUCAAAUAAACAGACCUUCCGCUAUGAGGACAUUCCCAAUUUCCCAGUGAGCACAGUUCCAGGUCAUGAAGGAUGCCUGGUGUUUGGCCAAAUCAAAGGCAAGUCCUGUGUCUUUAUGCAAGGAAGGUUCCAUCUCUACGAGGGUUACUCGUUGUGUAAGGUUACAUUCCCCAUGCGGAUCUUCAAGCUGAUGGGUGUGGAGACCAUUGUCGUAACAAAUGCCUCUGGGGGUCUUUGUCAGGAUUUCAAAGUGGGAGACAUCAUGGUCAUUAAGGACCAUAUUAACUUGCCAGGGUUUGCUGGGCAGCACCCACUGUGCGGACCCAAUGAUGAACGAUUUGGGAUCCGGUUUCCUUGCAUGUCUGAUGCUUACAGCAAAGACCUGAGGAAACUAGUUUUGGACAUCACUGCUGAGCUGGGCUACUCUAAUUUUGUGCAUGAGGGGGUCUACUGUAUGGUUAGUGGACCCAACUUUGAGACCAUCGCUGAGGCACGCAUGCUGCACAUAUUGGGAAGCGACUCUGUUGGCAUGAGCACGGUUCCCGAGGUGACGGUAGCCAAGCAUUGUGGACUGCGGGUCCUGGGUCUCUCGCUCAUCACCAACAAGGUUUCUCUGGACUACAGCCGUGAGGAGAAGGUGAAUCACGAGGAGGUGCUGCAGAUCAGCAAGAUGAGAGCUGAGAUGCUCCAGAAUGUGCUUGUAACCUUCAUUGCUCGCUCUCAUCAAGUGGAGACCAUCAACAACAGCAACUGCAUCUACUCAAAUGCUGUGUAGGGUCCCUCAAACCGGCUGGAUUGAGGGCACGUGAUGUCAUGUGAAUCUAUAGUACUACAGAUCUUGAAGGCUCCCUGUUAUGGUUAGCCUUUUAAAUCUGGUUGGAUGAAAAUGUCCAUAUGUUACUGUGCCUUUGUGGAAGAUGUAUUUGAUCUUCAGAAUGUGAUUGUUGCGUUGUUACACUAUUGUAUUUCCCUGACUAAAAAAGAAAAUAUGUAAAUAACCAAAAUGUACAAUGUAAAUAAAUCUCCCUCAGUUAAAAUUAUGUAAAAAAAAAA
Molecule: messenger RNA, 1314 nt
Organism: Carassius auratus (goldfish)
Lineage: Eukaryota; Metazoa; Chordata; Actinopteri; Cypriniformes; Cyprinidae
Gene: pnp4b
Product: purine nucleoside phosphorylase 4b
Exons: 6
Coding region: 122-1036 (304 amino acids)
Biological process (GO): nucleoside metabolic process
Cellular component (GO): cytoplasm
Molecular function (GO): purine-nucleoside phosphorylase activity
Source: RefSeq, a predicted model, not a curated record